CUCUUUCCUUUCCUCACAAGCUAAAAAGAAUCUCUACUAGCCGCAUUGCCUCCUGGCUUUCUUAUAUGGAGGCUUCCGGGGGCAAUCCCAUUUGUUAUUCUAUUUCUUUUGGUCUUUGGAAAGAUUUGAGAGCUUGGGGGAAAGAGAUGAGUAUGGCGAUAACGGAGAAGCGAUCGCAGCAGCAGCAGCAGCAGCGGGUGGGAGGAUGCGUCGGCAUCUUCUUUCAGCUCCUCGACUGGAAUCGAAGGCUCUGCAAGGGGAAGCUCUUCCGCAAGAGACUGCUCCCUCCAGGAUGAAUAACAUCACGCGAUCUUUAAUGCAUUCUCUCUGAUUCUCUCUGCUGUAUUUUUUGAUAUCCAUCCAUUUUUUGAUGUGUUUCCUCCUGUGCAUUAUAGUUCGUGCCGCGAAGAGGGCGUCGAAGAAGUUCGGUGGCGGCGGCGGAAUGCCCAUGGCCAAGCUGCUUCUGAUCGCGGAUGAGAACCGUGGGGGUUUUCCGAAAACAAAGAAAUCCAAUGGUGAUGAUCUUGGUGAUGGAAUGCGUGCCCCCUGGCGUGGUGGCCAAGCUGAUGGGCCUUGAAUCCAUGCCUGUCGCCACCCAUGAGAAGCCAAGGAAGGCUUUAAGUUCUGGAUUGGAGAAUAGAAGGGACAAUGCUGGUUCUGAAUUCCCGAGGCCGCAGAAGCUGCAGAAGACUGGACUGGAGGAUUCUUAGAGAGGCGGCCGACUAGUGCCGCCCGGGCUGGACCCGACGUGUUCGGCAAGCGCGGGCUGUCGCCCCGGUCGAGGAAGCAGCAGCACGAGCGGGCAUCGCCCGUGAAGAGUCCCAGAUUGCUCUCAAGAAGGCCCAGUGCUCGGCUGGUGCAGGCGGCGACGACGAUUUUGGAGCCUGGUUUGCAGUCUAGGAGCUGGGCUAAAUUUGCUAUUACCUAUAUGGGCACUUCGCAGGAUGAUACAGAAGAAGGAUCUGCUGCUUCUUUAAGCCUGAAGAGAUCGAAUGAUUCCCUUGUUGGGUCUGUAGUUCGGUGGAAGUGUCGGAAUUAAGGUUAGGUGCGAAAGAGCAUCUGGAAAAUGAGUAUGGGUCUUCUACAUUGGAGUUCAGUAAUACUUCUUCCUCUCAUGACAGUUCUUUAUACCAAAUGAUCAGGAUCCAUGCAAGCCUCAGCAGGAUGGGUUGCUGAGACCUACGCCUAAGAAGAACAACUCGAGACAAAAUCAACCGACACCAGUUAGAGAUGAAGUAGGCCCAGGGUUUAAGGGGUGUCGUAGAGGACAGAGCAGAAGAGACCCAAAUGAGUUGAAUUUUGUAGCUUUGAACAGAAUUGUGAACAAUUACUCACGAAUGAGAUCAGCCAGUAAUCUGCCAAACAACCAUCAAGUGGAAAUGCAUAGGAAUGGCUGGGAAAGAAACAUGACAUGCAAAAGAACGGCCAAUACUUCUCAUAUUGAGAAUAUGGGUGCAGUCAGUUCAACCUUUGAGAAGCCAAGAAGUGUUGGAAGUGAUAUGAUUAAUCGGAAAGUGACAGUGCCUGGCAACAAUAGGACCAUCAAUUGGAACUGUGUGAAAAGUGAGUUACAGAAUGACAGUGAUCAUAGAUUUGGUGGUAGGAAUAAUGAUGUAGUUUCUUUCAUGUUCAAUUCAACAAUGAAUUGCUCUCAUGGAGAAGUGGUUGAAAAGAGCAGGGGCCAGGGUGAGCUCAGUCAUGACAAGAACUCGGAAUUGGAUCCAAAGGGCAGAAACUCAAUGCUGCAAAGGAGGAUAGCUUUGAGAGGACAUGAGCUAACUAAUCUUUUUGAACAAAAAAAUAAGGGAACUGGCCUCUUUGGUUCUGGAUGAAUUAGGAAAAAAAGGUGCUUGUUCCACUGCUUCCAUUCUUGAAGAGCUGAUAUCUGCUCUCACUAGAGGAGCUCCAAUAUCUAAGGAAAAUGAUGGCAACUGUUUUGGUGGAUUCCCCAAAACAGUCUACACAGAUGACACGGAUUCUUGUUGCAUGGAUCUCCCUGACUUUCCCAUUUCACAAUCUCUGCUGCAUAUUAAUAAAAAAGAUUUUCAGGAAGAUGCAAAAAUAGGCAUUGCUGCAUAUACGGCCAGUGACAAAGAUCAGCCUAGCCCAAUAUCUAUUCUUAAAGCUUCUUUUUCAAAUGACAGUUGCUCUUUUGGGAGUCAAAAUGACAGCUUAGGAGUCAGACAGCAUUUUGAGUUGACAGAGAGUUGCAACACAACUAUGUCACUAGAUCCAGACAUUGAUCUUUUAGAUUCAGCAACUUCUGUUGAUAUCUCAAGGUCCGAUAUUGAAAAGACUCCCAAUUCCACGGAUAGAAGUUCUACCAAGAUCAGUGCAGUUAAACUCCUAGAAAGUAAACUCAGCAAUGCCAGCGAAACUAUUUUGAAUGCUGAGCUCUUGUUUGAAAAUUUUUGCCUGUAUAAUUCAGAUGGGCUGGCAGAGUCUUCUGUAAAAUCUUUUCUUCUUGACUUGUUGGAAACUAUAAUGCAUGCCUUCGUUAUGGAGCCAAAAAGCAGAUCGGUCUCCAAGGAGGCAGAGGAGAGAAAUCAGCUCAAAGAGUUUAUUUUUGACUGCAUAAUUGAGUGCUUGGAUUUGAAGUGUAGUCGAUCUUGUAAAUCUGGUUAUAAGAUGCGGUCAAAUUUUCAUUUGUUUUUGAGCAGAGAUAGGUUGAGAAGAGAGAUCCAAGAGGAGAUAAAAUGGUGGAUGGGUUUAACUGGGAAGUUCUUAGAUGAUUUGAUUGAGAAAGGAAUGAACCAUUCAACAGGAAAGUGGAUGGAAUUUCAGAUUGAAGCAUUUGGGACGGAUGGAAGUGGAGAGGGACAUACUCCAAGCCUUAGUUGAUGAAAUGGUGAUAGAUCUCUGCUGAUGCUGACAGACUGCUGGUGGCUAAUGUUAUCACUUCUUAAGAUAACUAACAAGAUGAAUCACAAGAAGGUUGAUUGAUUUAUCAGUUUUGUGUCAGAGUGCAGAUCUAACCUCUUUAUUGUAACUAUGCAACAACAAAGAAGUGAUAUUUUGGAGAUUCUGCAAGAAAGAUUAUUGUGCUUGCGAGGGGCUCUGUGGAAGGGUUGUUUGUAGAGCUGCUGGUUUUCCAAAAUGGUGUUUUAAGAGGGGUCAUUUCAUGUUCUGCAUCCAUCCUGUCAGAGAAUGAUGUUCUUAUAUAAUCUUUUUUCUCCUUU
This is a messenger RNA of Elaeis guineensis (African oil palm), 3179 nucleotides long. The record is from RefSeq and is a predicted model, not a curated record. Lineage: Eukaryota; Viridiplantae; Streptophyta; Magnoliopsida; Arecales; Arecaceae.